CCUCUACCACGACCACUUCACGACCCUCUGCCUGUAAUCUAGGGCAGCCACGAACAUGCCACACAUCGCACCAUAUGCAGACUCUGCGGCCAUAGCGGACAGGCUCGCUAGCAGCAUCCAGUUCCCAGCCCCGCCGCGCCGUGCUUCGGACAGCGUCCCAGAGAUCGGCGGCUCGCCCGCGGGCUUCAUCAUCCUCAUCGUCGUCCUCUCUGCCAUCUUCCUCAUCUCGAGCGCUGGCGUCUUCGUCCUCCUGCGCGCGCACCGGGACGACCCUUACGAGCGCCAUGCCCGCCGCGUCCUGUCCGGCCGGCGCGAAGACGUCGCGCGCCAGAUGCCGCUGGGGCCGCCGGGGCUCAGGGAGAAGCUCAAGGGUCUGUUUCAAGGGCGCGGCCGCCGCGGCGGUUGGGUCAGGGCGAGUUCGGGGGACGAUGCGUGGGACGCCUCGGAGCCUGCGGCGCGCGGCGCCCCAUAUGACCCGCCGAGCGGGCCCCUGCCGAAGAGCAACUUUGGGGUGCACAAGAGCGACACGAUGGAGUCUGUCGAGCUCGCGGCGCCGACGCUCAAGGACGUUGCUCUCCCCACGCUAUCCUACGAUGACCCGUACUCGUCGUCCCCGCCCCCCUUGGAGCGGAGUGCUGGGCGCUCCUCACCUGGACGGCGAAGCGUCAGCGACGACGACGAGGGUCCCUUUGACGCUAUCCCAGCGGAUAGGGUGCCGCGCACGUUUGAGAAUGGGACGAGGUUCAAGGAGAGUCUCUAAAAUACGUUGCUGCGUCGCCAUGACGCCUCUCUAUCUAACCCUCGGGCUGUCCAUUCUCCCACAUCAUGCAUCGUCAUACGUGUACUCACUGCAAUCUGUGUAUCGUUAUCGCAGGCCUUCAUUCAUGCGCCCGGUGUAUUCGUAGUCUCAUACGCUGUCCCGUCAUGUUGUAAUUCUAGUCUUCGCAUUUGUAACGCUGUUC
Messenger RNA from Phanerochaete carnosa HHB-10118-sp, 962 nucleotides. RefSeq lists its product as uncharacterized. Bases 56 to 760 code for a protein of 234 amino acids. Lineage: Eukaryota; Fungi; Basidiomycota; Agaricomycetes; Polyporales; Phanerochaetaceae. The transcript is spliced from 2 exons. The record is from RefSeq and is a predicted model, not a curated record.